Messenger RNA from Drosophila novamexicana, 998 nucleotides. RefSeq names its product cilia- and flagella-associated protein 299-like. The record is from RefSeq and is a predicted model, not a curated record. Lineage: Eukaryota; Metazoa; Arthropoda; Insecta; Diptera; Drosophilidae. The transcript is spliced from 3 exons. Bases 102 to 809 code for a protein of 235 amino acids.
AAACCACACAAAAUAAAAACACGAUACACUAAAACACAACAGAAAAACACACUCUAUACAGAUAAUAAAUUUAAAAUAACUUUAGAAGAAGAUCCAUCACAAUGCCAGUGCGUGGCGACUUCAAUGUCCUGAAAUUUGAGACCUAUGAGCAAUAUCUGCACUCGUUUACCAGGAUUGAGGAAUAUCGCUAUUUGGGCAACAAAAGUAUUAUAAAUGCGCUGGUAAAACUUGGCUAUCGCACCAAUGCCACAAUAUAUGAAGAGGACGAGUUUUAUACUGUAAAAAAAAAUGUAUUGGAAUCGAUCAACCCCAAGUCGAUUAUAACCACACUUUUUAGUAUUUAUCUGAAAGGUAAUGAUCCGGCUUUAGUUGCCCUGGCCGAACGAGAGGAGCGCAACAUGCAAAAAAAGCUGUCGACCAUUAUUUUCAUUCAAAUGCGUCAGCGCAGUGGCUUCGAUACAUCGGGUUAUAUAGACUACGCGGCCAGCUUGCGCGCCUGUUCCCUUCACAUGCUUGGGGCUACGAAUUGGAGGCUCAUCUUCGAGGAACGCAUUUUGCUGCAGCCCGAUCGCACCCACUUGAGCUUUUAUGACUGGCACAGCGGCACCGUUCACUUCAAUCAUAGCGACAACUAUGAGGUUAUGCGUUGUGGAACCUCGCUCACGUUCAAGCAUAAAGGCGAUCACAAGAUCAUUCCCGUAACGAUGGUGGAUAAUCCCCAUAAGGACAAUGUGAAGCGCACUUUCAUUCGGUCGCCUUUGUACGGUUGUAUAAUUUUAUACGACCAUAUCGUUAGAAAGCCUUCUUAGAUAGCUAACUGUCUUCUUUUUUUUUAAAGAUUUUUAAAUUGGCUGAGUAACCAAUUUAACGCUUGCAGCGCUUUCCGCCAAUCGAAUUCAAUACUAAUGUAUGGAGGAAGGCCUCAGAUGAAUUGGUAAUUUUCAACUAUGUCAUAUAUUAAUCAAAAAUAAAGAUGGGUAAUAAAAGUAGUGUAGAGA